GUGCGAGUGAAAUGAGUGGAACAGAUACCACAAUUUUGCGGUGAUAACUAUGACAUAUAACAGCUGAUUCGUGACGUCACGGAUCUUAUAACCAAACUGAUAACUACACUCGCUUGAACGGAUUGGUAAAUACCAACCCAAAAUGGUAAAUACCAUUUCCAUUUGGUUAUCCGCUUGAAUUUGAUUAUAAAACAUAACCUCAACCGGUAGUAUUUUGAUGGGAAAACUUUGAAUACUGAUGCUAAAAAGAAUAAUAAUUGAUGUUCGUAGUCAUCUUUCGACAGAAUUAUCGUUUUAUAGCAUGUCUUCUAAAGGAAAAAGUAAAUCCAAAUCCAUAAAAAAGGAUGAAAGUGCGCCAAAACCAAAGGAAGAAAACAAUGUCAUAUCGUUAGACAAGUCAAAUAAUAUUAUUGUUCAAAUAUUAGCCAAGCCUGGUGCAAAGCAAAAUGGAAUCACUGGCAACCAGAAUUACGCCGUCGCGUGACCCAAAAGAGCGCUAUAGCUUGCAGCCAGAAUACGCGGGUGUUCACGACGGCAGCGUUCGAUAUCCAUCUGGAAGCAUCUACCGCCAUCGAGAAGCAUCGAUUGACAUCUAGAGAACUUGGAUAAAGCCCGGGAUUACUCUAAAAUUCAUUGACGGAAGUUAAAAACCAGCCCAGAUCGCGGAAGCGUUCGGUCACAGUCGGACCGACAACGUGGGAUGAAUCAGUAAUGGUUCGAUAGUCCAGUCGACGUGGUUGUAAAUUUGUAUUAAAUAAUUUGCAAGUGUUGUUAUAAAUUGGUGUAAGAGUAAUAAAUUAGACUUUAAACAGAGGAAACAAUGUUUUCGUUACACUAUAUUCGCGCAACCAAGAAAUUGUCUGAGAUACCGUAGCAUCAUCUAUUAGAAU
This is a messenger RNA of Acanthoscelides obtectus, 890 nucleotides long. The record is from the annotation of a GenBank genome assembly. NCBI's taxonomy places the organism in Eukaryota, Metazoa, Arthropoda, Insecta, Coleoptera, Chrysomelidae.